Messenger RNA from Drosophila nasuta, 806 nucleotides. RefSeq names its product TP53 regulating kinase (gene Tcs5). Gene Ontology annotation, cellular component: cytosol; nucleus; EKC/KEOPS complex. Gene Ontology annotation, molecular function: protein serine/threonine kinase activity; ATP binding. Lineage: Eukaryota; Metazoa; Arthropoda; Insecta; Diptera; Drosophilidae. The record is from RefSeq and is a predicted model, not a curated record. The coding region runs from base 75 to 761 and encodes 228 amino acids. Gene Ontology annotation, biological process: protein phosphorylation. The transcript has a single exon.
CUGUUCAUUUUGUGUGAAUUGCAAAUUUAAUGUGAUUUAAGCUUCACGUUUUGUAUUAUUGUUCCUCUACGAAUAUGUCUGCUGAUAUAAUAAAACAAGGUGCAGAGGGUCGCCUGUAUCUGGGUGACUUUAAGGGCGAAUCAUGCCUGAUAAAAGAGCGAUUUGUCAAGAAAUACCGUCAUCCGGAAUUGGACACACAAAUAACCCGGCAGCGCAUGAAGGCGGAGGUUAAGGCAUCUAGUCGUUGUCUGGCUGCCGGCAUUCUUGCGCCCCGCAUUCUCCAUUCCGAUCUAAACACCCACAAACUGUAUAUGGAAUACUUUGGAAAUGCUCAGACAGCAAAGAAGUUUAUACAAGACACAGUUGCCACCGAAUCGGAUGAAGAAAAAGUUAAGGAAAAGCUGCUGGAACUCUGCAGCCGCAUUGGAGCUAUAAUUGGGCAAAUGCAUGCAAAUAACAUAAUCCAUGGCGACCUUACUACAUCCAACAUCCUCAUCAAUCAAAAUCCAGCUGCCAAGAAUGAAUACGAUGUCAUUCUCAUAGACUUCGGACUGAGCCACUAUAAUCAAGGGGCAGAGGAUAAAGGCGUCGACCUCUAUGUCCUGGAGCGGGCUCUGCUCAGCACACACAGCGAACAGAAGUAUAUCUUUGAGUACAUUCUGGCCGAAUAUCGUCGCAAUUGUGGCAAGGAUGAGGAAGUGGUCAUCGCGAAGUUUGACGAAGUUCGAGCUCGUGGACGCAAACGUACAAUGAUUGGCUAAAUUCUUAUGUAUAACAUACACAAUAAACACUUUAAUUCAACAAAA